AUGGAUAAAUUGAAAAACCUGCUUUUCGUGAAAAACGGAAACUUUUCGAACGCGCAGAUCAAACUGCUGGCCUUCACAUCGCUGAGCAUGCUGGUGCUAAUGGUGACCGGCGACGGCCUGCAGACCCCCCUGGGCUACAUCCAAAACGUCAAGCGAGACCUGCGAAAAGAGGCGCAAGAGUCGGAGGAAUCGAUGGAGAAGAAGCUGCUGAACGAGUUGGGACACACCACAUACCACGAAUGGAAAAAGGCUGGUAUCCUUCCGUCGGAAGAUGAAAAGAAAAGCUUCAGCUCCAUUGUUGUGAAGAGGCUAAGGGUGAAGCCACUAAACAUUGACCAUGUGAGGAGGAGCAACAGAAGGAGCGACAAGUGUGUAGACGAGAGAAGUAUUAAAUAUACUGAUCACAAAAAAGGGCAACUUCCUGGGAACGAUCAAGUGGAGGAAAGAAACAAAAAGCAAACAAUAACCAAGCUGUGUAAAUUGUUAAGUGAUAAUUUGAAGAAUGGAAAAUAUGAUAUGUACGAGAAGAACCUAAGUUAUGGAUUAUCCGUGGCGGAAAACCCAAUCGAGAUAUCACAACUGAUUAACUCAAUCAGUAAAGGGAAGUACUACAGUAAGGGCGUGAUCCACAUUUACACAAAACUGGUUGACAAAGCCACGGAGAUUUUCGAAAAUGUCCCCGUGAUGAGCAUAAGCUUAAUUUUGAAUAGCAUGCUAAAAUUGGACAUAUAUAAUGAGAAAUUUUUAUUUUUAUUUUUCAAAAAUGUGGACCAGAUUUUGGACGAAAGUAAUGCUGUCGACUUGACUAUCCUGUUUCAUUUUUACGUCAACGGGAUGGGGCGUUUUGGCGCAAGUUCUAAUCCUUAUUGGGCUAUACCACUUCUAGGAGAGGCCUGCCCCGACGCGCAAAGCCAAGUGUUGCUAAACUCAUUUUUGAGAAGGUUACACCACGUGGUGCCGUCCUUGCAGAUGCACGGUAUCUCGUCCGUACUGCGAUGUGUUAAGAAGUUGGUAAUGGCGAUGAUGGGAGAGGCCAAGGAGGGUAAAUUGGAUAGGGGAACACCGAAUAGUGUUAGACGGUUAGACGGUAUGGAGGCUAUUAAUGAGGGGAAGAAUGAUGUGUGUGAGUUUUCCCCCUAUGGCAAAACUAAUCUGAAUGGCCACCAAAAUGGUGAAUCAAAUUUGGUGCUAAUCACACAAAUUAACUCAAGUCUGAGAAAUAAUUUUUACGAAAAAAUGGCACAAGCGAAUACGCAGCAGUUAUGUAACGUCUUAGAAGAUUUGCAAUUUUUUAAUCUCAUUGAUAAUGACUGUUACUAUGACGUAUUGAACAGAUUAAAGGGAUCUUUACAAGGAGGGAAAGAAAUGAAAGACAUGGAUUAUGUGAAUGUUCUAAACACUAUAAAAAGUAGGAACAUAAAGGAAAAUAAUUUAUUGCCAUUGUGUUAUUUUUCAUUUUUGUUUGACUCACUGAAGGCGGAGAAUUUUUCUCAUUCCCAUUAUGACCGUGUUGCCGAGCUAGCCAAAAUAUUAUUUUACUUUAAAAAGGUUUAUCAUGUUAACUUUUGCAUGAACAAGAUAGAAUUAUUUUUGGAUAAAAAUGACACAAACUUGAUAGAGUCCACGUCCACUAUGAUUUAUUUAUUGGAUGAGUUUUGUACGAUUGGUAAAUGCACUGUGGCUGGGGCAUCCUUGAGGGGAAAGUUGUUUUCCUGCGUUGUGAACCGCGUCUUGGGGGGUGCCCCAGACACGCUUGGUAGUGCUAAGAAACCGCAUCCAGGUCAAGCCCUAACUUUGGAAGAAUCCCUCCUCCUGACCAAAGCAGCGGAAGGGCUUAUUAGCCACAAAAAUGAGGAAUAUCCCAGCAUUUUUGACCAAGUGAGAAGAAGAGACUUUUUCCUAAUCAAUUGUGAUGAAAAAGCUUGUCUCAAAUUUGAAGACCUGGAUAGGUACGUCCAAAAUGUCUUGUACAAAAUUUUGCUUCUAGGAAAAGUUAGAUAUAAAGAUGCCCCCCUUUUUUUGCACUUACUAAAGUGUUGCUUGCUCUGCUCACUGCACUUCUCCCUUAAAGACAUUUUACUACUGCUAAAGGGGCUGCACCACUGUAUGUACUUUUUUACAAAGGAGAAUUAUGUUCUUUUGGAGAAUGUGUUGAAUUAUUUAAGCGCCUUGACAGUGUUGCAGUGUCGGUUGGUGGUAAGGAGGAAGGAGUGCAGGCGCUACCGGGAAGACAUGGAAAAACUUCUGAAGCGCUCGGCCAGUUUGAUCAGCAGUGAUAAGGGUAUGGGGGGAGAGGUAGCUAGCACACAUGGGUGUAGCGAAUUGAGCCAGUUUAGCGAAUUUAGCGAGGCUUAUAGGAAGAUCGAGCGUGUGAUGGAGAUGAAUUGGGCAUACCUGAGUGACCUGCCUUCGAGGGAAAGGUUGAGUGUGGGAAGCGAGGAAGUGGCUAAUGCCUCACAUGGGAUUGCCCCCCUAGACGAGGGCGGCAUCCUCUCCAAUAAUAGGCGAACAAAAAUAAGUGCAGGAACUUGCUGCACCUUGUUGUACUAUUUCCAAAAGUUAAGUUACGUGAACAAGGGAGUCGUUCGAGUGGUACUGUCUAACCUGUAUGAUCAUGUGCAUGCGUUGAAGAAUGAGCAAAUUUUAAAGUUGGUGAAGGGACUUAGCAUUAUUCGUAAUGUCGACACAGAGUUUAGUUUGUUCAAUUCAGUUUUUAAAAAAAUUUUACUUCGGUUCGUGUCAUGUGAUAAGGAGGGCACGAAGAGUGUAGAGGGGAGGAGAGACGAAACGAUCAAGUUGGUGUACCUAGUGAGCAAGCUCUCCAUAGAUAUGGAUCACAGGAAUGCCCUCAUAAGGAAAUAUCUGUUGGUUUUUUUGGAGCGUCAGUUGGGGGAGAACCCUGUGGGCAUUCCUGAGCUGGAGCUGUUGAUGAGGAGCUUUAAAAAUAUGUACCCCUACCGGCAUGUGUCCUUGGUGGAAUGCUGCUUGCGCGGGAUCAGUCAGGCGCUCCGGGGGAAGGCACAAAUUGAGGAGCAACGCAAAGCAUCUCUUGAAGCAUCGUGUAACACAUUGACUGAUGAAUCACUUGAAGGAGCGCCGCGGCCCCCCCCCCCUCUACCGCUGCCCUUCCUGAAGACCUACUUCACCGUCGUACCGCUGCUAAUAAACCCAGCCACCAACAUCCACUGCAGCUUGAACGACCUGUACAUGUGCACAAGUCUGGAGCUCUUGGACCAGCUGUACGAGCAAAUGAAAGCCGAUACAAGACUCAAAGAGGAGUUAAUCCCCGUGCUUCUAACUUUUGUUAAUUUAUCCUUCCGUGACAUCCCCUUUGUGGAGAGGUAUCCCAACUUGAUCAGUGACAUUAUCGAGAUGAAGCAGUUGAUUCCUCCAAAAAAGUUUUUCUUUUUUUUCUUGAAUGUAAAAUUUUUUGGGGCACAGAAGGGUCUCGCCGAGGUGGACACGCUGCUGCACAAGGUUGUCAACCUUGCUGAGGCCCACAUGGGGGAGUCGUCAUCCUCGUUACCUUCGGAAGCGGCAACGUCACCAUUAAUGCGCGUGCCCGCCUCGCCGCACGACUUCACCUUUGACAGAAAGAAGCUCGUCCUCCUGGACACGGAAGAUGAUAACGAGAUGGAGAUCAUAUCUCGGGAGUACAAUCAUAUAGACACAGCAGAGGUGCACACACGAGGGGAACGAACGACAGAGAAAAAAGGUCCACAUGGUAUGGAAUGCCAUGACCAUGAUGACUUUGUGAAGGAACGCACCAAGCGCAGCAACGUAGCCCACCUUGAAUUUGAAAUCAUUUUGAAGAAAUAUGCUUACUGCCAAAAUAGCCAGAAGGAUAAAAUCGAAAUUACGAAGAACGUUAAAAUAUUUUCCAUGGAUGUUAAGUAUGUGGAUUUGAAGAAGAAAAUUAUUUUCGAAUUUUUGGAGGAGGACAAUUAUUUUAAAGAAGUUGAUGGUGCCUCCAUUGAGCUUUUACCGUUGGUUUAUUUACGUUUAUUUUUUUGGAGGAAAUUAAAUUACAACUUAGUCAUUAUGCCCUUUUAUGAGUGGCAUAUGUGUUAUGGGCGCCUUGAGAGGGUUAAGGCCAUUUUUCACAAACUGCUGAACGUGGCCCGCGACGCCGAUUCGUACUUGCUCGAGACGGGGAAGUCUCGCGCUUUUGCGUCUGUUGGGCGUUACAAAUGA
Plasmodium fragile is the source of this 4194-nucleotide messenger RNA. RefSeq lists its product as uncharacterized. The transcript has 4 exons. Lineage: Eukaryota; Apicomplexa; Aconoidasida; Haemosporida; Plasmodiidae. The record is from RefSeq and is a predicted model, not a curated record. Bases 1 to 4194 code for a protein of 1397 amino acids.